This is a messenger RNA of Schistocerca cancellata (South American locust), 937 nucleotides long. RefSeq names its product 39S ribosomal protein L21, mitochondrial (gene mRpL21). The record is from RefSeq and is a predicted model, not a curated record. Gene Ontology annotation, biological process: translation. Gene Ontology annotation, molecular function: RNA binding; structural constituent of ribosome. The coding region runs from base 238 to 837 and encodes 199 amino acids. The transcript is spliced from 5 exons. NCBI's taxonomy places the organism in Eukaryota, Metazoa, Arthropoda, Insecta, Orthoptera, Acrididae. Gene Ontology annotation, cellular component: mitochondrial large ribosomal subunit; ribosome.
CGCGCAGCUGAAAGUGCACAGACCAGUGAUCUCUAUACGAAUAUGGAGAUCACUGGCACAGACAAAUUGUUGCACGUUGACGGGCCUUUAAUCUUUGGUCUGAAAUGUUUACAAAACAAAGCAUGGGGCACACCGGCACAGUGUAGACUCGUAGAGCACAAAUAGUUGUGCGGAGAAGCAUUAACCAAAUAUCUUUAAAAAAAUACUCCUUGUGGUUUUCAUGUUGAUUAUUACGUAAUGGCAUUGGCUGCAAUAUGUAAAACUUUCGGCCGAAUCUCAUUUGGUACCCAUAAAUGGGUUAGUAAAAGUCAGUUUUUCCCCAUAGCAGGUUCAACAACUGUCAAAUUUUCAUCUUCUGACACUAGGGCGAGGGCACUUACACAACCAUCAGAAAUAAAGCAAGAAGUUGUUGUCGAUUCUACAGAAGCAGAAAAUAAAUCAACAAGAGAUGUAAUCUCGAGGGUAAAUGAGCAGAUUGAAACAUCAAAACAUGGCCGUCUGUUUGCUGUUGUUCAUUUAUGUGGGAAGCAGUUUAAAGUAACAGAUGAAGAUAUAAUUCUGGUUGAAGGAUAUUGGCCACCAGCCGUAGGCGACAGAAUACGUUUAGAAAAGGUUAUGCUGGUGGGAGGUGCUGAUUUUACACUCAUUGGUCGGCCACUUCUAUCACCUAAUCUGGUUAAUGUUGAGGCAACUGUUAUUGAAAAAACAUUGUCACAUACAAAGACACAUUUCAGAAAAAGAAGAAGAAAACAGUACAUGAGAAUAAAUUUCUAUCGCAGCCCUUUCACAAUGUUGCGCAUCAACUGCAUCACACUUGAGGAAAAGUUGCAUCAUUGACAACUGGAAAUAAAUGUGUAGUAAUAGAAAUUUGUAAACUACAGUGAUUUCUGUCAGAUUUUUGUGCAUUUUAUUAAUAAAACAUAUUUGUUUCAUAGUA